UUGUUUAUGAUUUUGGGGAAAUUGGUAGAAUGGAUUAGUUGCCUAUUAUUGUACAUCUGUUCUGUUUUUGUAACUCAUUUCUUAUGUGUUAUAUUUGGUGCUCCUAUUAGCAGUGAUAUCCUAAAAACAUUUUAUUUCAGUAUUUAUUUAACCAGUUUAACUUUGUUGCCUUCCAUAAUAAAAUACAAAUUAAACCCAAAUCUAUGGAUAAAUGUUUACUUAUAUCAUGAUUACUCAGAUAGGUUUUCAAAAAUUAUAUGUGACUUAAGCAUUUACACAUUAAUAGGAGCUUGGUUGGGAGCAUUUGUUAUUCCUCUUGAUUGGGAUAAACCAUGGCAGGUGUGGCCUAUUCCUUGUUAUAUAGGAAGUUUAUUAGCUAUGACAAUGACUAUUAGCUUUGCUUUGAUAAAAUAUAUCAUGUCCUAUUAUAAUAAUCAAUGGUUACAAGCAAGAUACAAAAAUAAUGACAAACAUUUCAAUCAAAAGCUAAAUACACGUAACACAAAAAAAAUUGUAUAAUGAUCUAAAUUAAAUAUUAUAUAAAUAAAAUUUUAUAUUAAUAUUAUGCACUAUUUAAAAAAUAAGAUAUUUUAAAUUAUCACAAUUUUUUUUUAAAUAAAUAUAAAUAUGUAUAUAAUAUUUGUUUUAUAUAAAUUUCAUAAUAAUAAAAUUAUGCAAAUUAGGCUUAUGCAGAAUAAUUUUACUUAGGCGUAUAAAUUUAACAAUUGUGUAUACAGUUUCAAAUAAUAUAUAAUUUUAAGUAGUUUUUUUUUUAUUUCGCGUGACAAAUCAAUGUUUUAUUCACCAUUUGUAAAAAAAAAUAUAUUAAAUAUAAUUAUCAUUUUUUCCCUCAUUAUUUGUUUUUAUACUCAUAUAUCCUCGAGCUAUUUUAUGUGUGGACCUCAUUUUUAAAUUGAGCUGUUCAAUUAUUUAAUAUUAUCGCACAGCUUAGCAAUAUUAUGUUAAAUCACAUAACAAACAGGUUAUGAAUCAAUCGUUUUGUCAAAAUUCAUAUUAAGUUGUAUGCAAUCAUUUUUUUUAUAUAUAAACCUAGAUUUAUGAUAUUCAAAUAUUUAUCUUAUUUCUUUGGCAUAUGCUCAAAAACU
Gordionus sp. m RMFG-2023 is the source of this 1106-nucleotide messenger RNA. Its product is annotated as phosphatidylinositol-glycan biosynthesis class F protein-like. Gene Ontology annotation, biological process: GPI anchor biosynthetic process. Bases 7 to 519 code for a protein of 170 amino acids. The transcript has 5 exons. The record is from RefSeq and is a predicted model, not a curated record. Gene Ontology annotation, cellular component: endoplasmic reticulum membrane. NCBI's taxonomy places the organism in Eukaryota, Metazoa, Nematomorpha, Gordioida, Chordodea, Parachordodidae.